Messenger RNA from Coccomyxa subellipsoidea C-169, 609 nucleotides. Its product is annotated as chlorophyll a/b-binding protein. The annotation marks the transcript as partial. NCBI's taxonomy places the organism in Eukaryota, Viridiplantae, Chlorophyta, Trebouxiophyceae, Coccomyxaceae. The record is from RefSeq and is a predicted model, not a curated record. The transcript is spliced from 7 exons. Gene Ontology annotation, biological process: response to light stimulus; photosynthesis, light harvesting in photosystem I. Gene Ontology annotation, cellular component: membrane.
UGGUAUCCAGGCGCAGAGGCCCCGAGCUACCUGGACGGUUCUCUGCCCGGAGACCGUGGCUUCGACCCAAUGCGCCUGGCUGCCAACCCCAGCACCCUGCCCUGGCUGGUGGAGGGAGAGCUGUACAACGGGCGCGUUGCCAUGCUCGCAGUCGCAGGCAUCCUCCUUGUAGAGGCCGCAGGCCUGGGCCCCUGGUGGUCUGCCCCCUUCAGGGUUGACUGGCCGCUGCCGUACUGGCCAGGCGUGGUGGUGUUCCACGCCAUCUACGCAGCCUUCGAGGUCAAGAGGUUCGACAACUUCCAGAAGUACGGCGAGACCGGCCUGCUGGGCUUUGUGCCCUUUGACCCCCUGAACAUGCGCGAUGACUACAAGCGCCAGAGCGAAGUGCGCAAUGGAAGGUUGGCGAUGCUGGCGUUCAUCGGCUUUGCCAGCCAGGCAGCCAACACCGGCAAGGGCCCCCUGGAGAACCUCAAGGACCACAUCGCCGACCCCACCCACAACAACAUCUUUGCAUCCAAGGUGGGCCCAGAGGUGACGCUGGCUGUGAUUGCCAUCACACUGACCCCCAUCGUGCUGGAGGCUCGCAAGCAGCUGGGGGGCGGAGAGAAG